UUUUUUUUUUUUUUACCCCGUGAUACUGCCUUCGGUGGCGCGGAGUUCCGUGCUAUGGCGUGUUGAACGGCAGCGCGGCGGGAAUGCUGAAGAUACACGGGAUGCUGUGCAGCGAAAGAGUCCAUCCACGGAACCAGCAGGUGGCGAGAACGAAUGGCGUCCCAAACGCCGCCUACUGCGAGCGAUGAGGAUAAGCAGCCACGUCCGGGUGUCCCGCAUGUCCGCAAGCCGGGAGAAUCCACGGAAGGAGACGGUCCCUGGAACCCGGCCCGGGGGUGCAAAGCCCGGUGCCACCCGGCGGCGAGGACGGCGCAGGUCAAACUGCGUCCGCUCGGGCAGGAGAAGGUGCGCGUGUGCUGCGACCAGGAAUUGGAGACGUCGUUCACCUACGUGGAUGAAAAUGUCAACUUGAGACUCGCCAGCCCGGAGACCAGUCAGAAAAGUUCUCAUCGAACCGCACGCAAUGGCGAUCCGUGCUCUGAAACGCUCCCGGAAUUUUCUUUCAUGUCCGAGGAUGAUUUGUCCUUUGGAGAGUCGUCCGGGUCCUCAGUGGACUACUGGUUUAUAAGUGCGGUCACGUUUUUGGUGACCGGCAUCUCCUUGGUGAUCAUCUCCUACGUCGUGCCCAGGGAUGUGGUGGUGCAAGACCGGGACAGUGUCUCGGCGAGGGAGAUGGAGAGGCUGGAGCUGGAGAGUGCUCGGAUCGGAGCUCACCUGGACAGGUGCGUCAUAGCGGGACUGUGCCUGCUGACUCUGGGCGGGGUCGUGCUGUCCACGCUGCUCAUGAUCUCCAUCUGGAAAGGAGAGAUGUACAGGAGGAAAGUCAUCGCCUAUUCCAAACGUUCAGCCAAACUGUACGGCUCCAUCAGCUUGAAAACUAAAUCCAGUCCCAGUCACUCCUCGACACAAUUGUCCCUGGACGACAUCGUGGAAAGUUUGAACUAGGCACGGACACGUGCAGUUUAUGUUCCAAGUUCAUCAACAUUAUGCAACUUGUUAGCUUAUGCUGUACACUCUCAGAAAAAAGGGUGUCAUUAUUUUGUCUCAUAGUUAUGAUAAUCCAUCCUUUAAUUGGGACAAAACAAUUUAGUAUAGUCGUGACAAAUGUAGGGUUGGAUACCAAAUGUGUCCAUUAGCAACAUCAGGUACUGAUUCAUAUAAAAUAAACGUUGGCACGUUUCGAUAUCUUUGUUACACCCAA
This is a messenger RNA of Nerophis ophidion (straightnose pipefish), 1201 nucleotides long. RefSeq names its product transmembrane protein 74. The transcript has 2 exons. Lineage: Eukaryota; Metazoa; Chordata; Actinopteri; Syngnathiformes; Syngnathidae. The coding region runs from base 154 to 945 and encodes 263 amino acids. The record is from RefSeq and is a predicted model, not a curated record.